Arabis nemorensis is the source of this 1608-nucleotide messenger RNA. NCBI's taxonomy places the organism in Eukaryota, Viridiplantae, Streptophyta, Magnoliopsida, Brassicales, Brassicaceae. The record is from the annotation of a GenBank genome assembly.
AUGAUUCGAGCCUCCUUCUCCACCGCCAUUGCCCUUAUCCACACGCACACUCAUGGAGGAGCUCAAGCUCGUCCUCUACAGAGCAAUUCCCGAGAGGUCAUCCAUUGCCCCGAAGCUUGGUUAGUCAAAAUCGUCUCUACUUUGUUCGUCUAUAGGGUUCCUGACUCCGAUGGCUGUUUCUGCUACCUCAGCAAGAAUCUCAAUCCUUUUAUCGCCUUUGAGGUUGUUAAGAAAUUGGACAAUCCUCACUUAGGGUUUCGGUUCUGGGAGUUUAGCAGAUUCAAGCUUAAUAUUCGCCAUUCUUUUUGGACCUAUAACUUGCUCACUAGAUCGCUUUGUAAAGCUGGUUUACACGAUUUGGCCGGGAAGAUGUUUGAGUGUAUGAAGAGUGAUGGUGUUUCUCCCAAUAGUCGCUUAUUAGGGUUUUUGGUGUCUUCCUUCGCUGAAAAGGGUAACCUUCAUUUCGCUACUGCAUUGCUUCUUCAAUCUUAUGAGGUUGAAGGAAUUUCUACGGUUGUAAACUGUUUGUUGAACACAUUAGUGAGGUUGGAUCGUGUGGAAGAUGCGAUGAACCUAUUCGAUAAACAUCUGAGAUCUCAGUCUUGUAAUGAUACUUGGACGUUUAACAUUCUGAUUCGAGGCUUGUGUGGCAUAGGAAAAGCUGAUAAAGCCCUAGAGCUUUUCGGUGAGAUGAGUUGUUUUGGCUGUUCCCCUGACAUCGUCACGUAUAAUACUCUGAUUAUGGGAUUUUGCAAGAGUAAUGAGUUAAGCAAAGCAAACGAGAUAUUUAGCGACGUUAAGUUGAAAACUGGUUGCUCUCCAGAUGUUGUUACUUAUACCUCCAUGAUGUCAGGGUACUGCAAAGCUGGAAAGAUGCAAGAAGCAUCUCUGCUGUUAGAUGAAAUGGUUGAUUUGGGAAUGUACCCAACUAAUAUAACUUUUAAUGUUCUCGUCGAUGGGUAUGUGAAAGCUGGUGAAAUGCCUUCUGCUGAAGUCAUUCGAGGGAAAAUGGAUUCCUUUGGCUGUUUCCCAGAUGUUGUGACCUUCACUUCCUUGAUUGAUGGAUACUGCAGAGCUGGACAAGUGAACCAAGGCUUUAGACUUUGGGAAGAAAUGACUGCCAAAGGAAUGCUUCCCAAUGCCUUCACUUAUUCUAUUCUUAUCAAUGCGCUCUGUAAAGAGAAUAGGCUGCUCAAGGCUCGUGAGCUUUUAAGGCAGUUAGCUUGUAAGGACAUUAUCCCAAAACCAUUUAUGUACAAUCCUGUCAUUGAUGGGUUUUGUAAAGCUGGAAAGGUCAACGAGGCGAAUGUUAUUGUGGCAGAGAUGGAGAAAAAGAAAUGCAAACCAGAUAAGAUCACAUUUACAAUUCUUAUAAUUGGGCAUUGCAUGAAAGGAAGGAUGUGUGAAGCAGUCAGCAUUUUCCACAAAAUGGUGGCAAUUGGUUGUUCACCUGAUAAGAUUACUGUGAGCUCUUUGUUAUCUUGUCUUCUUAAGGCUGGAAUGGCUAAGGAGGCCUAUCACCUAAACCAGAUAGCAGUAAAAGGCCAAAGUAAUGAUGUAGCACCUCUAGAGACGAAAACGACCAAUGCAACUGUGGCUGCCUGCUAG